AUGCACCACGAGGCAGUUAUAUUGUCCGCGAUUGAUGAUUUGAAUGCCCAAUUGGUUCCUAAUUACACUGUGACCGCUGAGAAAUAUGGAAUCAGUCGUUAUACACUCUCACGGCGCUAUAGAGGUGUUCAAACGUCAAGAAAGGAAGCAACCUCUAUCCACCGCAAAAUCCUCACAGAUUCGCAAGAAAAUCGACUCCUUUUUCAUAUCAAUCGAUUGGCAGAUCGCGGUUUCCCUUGUACGCCCCAAAUCCUUCAUAAUCUUGUUGUUGAGAUAUUAAAAGAACCUAUUGGAGCCAACUGGGUGGCAAGGUUCUGUCAACGCCACAAGGAUGUAAUCAAGUCAGUUUACCUGCGAAAUAUCGACCAAAAACGCAAGAUUGCGGACAAUUCUACAUACUUUAAGCAUUAUUUUGAUCUUCUACAGGAAAAGAUCACUAAAUACAAUAUUGAACCUGGGAAUAUCUACAACUUCGAUGAAAAAGGAUUCCUAUUGGGCUUCAUCCACACCCUCAAGCGUAUUGUAUCAAUUAAUGCGCUCAAAUCCGGCCGUACAAUAGGUGCCAGCCAGGAUGGCAGCCGCGAAUUCAUUACACUACUUGCCUCAAUUUGCGCCGUUGGAACCUCACUCCCACCUGCUCUCAUAUAUCAAGGGGAAUCAAGGGAUAUGCAAGAUACUUGGCUGGAAGAUUUUGAUAGCAAAAAGGAUCAGGUCUACUUUGCUGCUUCAGAGAAUGGAUGGAGCAAUGAUGAAUAUGGGUUAAUGUGGUUAAAGAAGAUCUUUGAACCUCAUACAAAAAAGAAAGCAGGGCGUGGAUACAGGCUUCUUAUAUUAGAUGGCCACUCAUCCCAUGUUAAUAUGGCAUUCAUCAAUUACGCGGCUCAGCAUAAGAUUUUACUUGCUGUCUUUCCUCCCCACUCUACACACCGAUUACAACCGCUAGAUGUUGGGAUAUUUGGACCAUUGAGCAAAUCAUAUUCUAAGCAUUUGAAUGAGCGAAUGAGAACCGGUAUGGGAUUUGUACGCACUACAAAGAGGUCUUUUUGGCAGCUAUUUGAUGCUGCUUGGAAGGAAUCAGUUACAUCCUCAAAUAUUAUAUCCGCGUUCGCUGCGGUUGGCCUACAUCCAUUUGAUCCAGAACAGGUUCUUAAAAAGCUUGCAAUACGCCCUUGCACCCCCCCAGAUGCGCAAUAUCGACCCAGAACCCCUACAUCUAUUAUUGGCAUGCGGAAAUUAGUCAAGCAAGUCAAGCAGCGGCAGCGUCGAAUAUCUAGCGAUCUCAACCAGGUGAUCCGUGCAGGAGAGAAUCUUGCUCUUGAUAAAGAGGUUCUUUUAAUAGAGAACAGGGAGCUACAGCAAGCUCUUAAUCAGGAAAGAAGACGUCGCAAGCGUGGCAGGGCAAUGGGGUUGCUAGAUUCUUCAAAUCCGUCAUUGGCACAGUUCUUUUCACCGGCAAAGGUGCAGAGCAUCCGCGAGCAGAUGACUGCCGCAGAGGCCGCCAAAAAGGAUGAACAGGCUCGUAAGGAGGAUGCCAAGUUGCAACACGCUAUUCUUAAGGAGCAGAAGGAGACAGAUAUCAUGUUACAGCGAAUGGAGCGGGAGGCAGCUCGCCAGGCAGCUAAGGAGCAAAAGGAGAUGGAUAAGGCCGCAAGAGCCGCUCAACGGCAGAUUGACAGGGAGCUUAGGGAUGCAAAGAAGGCCCAAGAGCAAAAGGAAAAGGAAGAACGAGCUGCUGCGCGGCAGCAAUCGCGGUUGGGGGGGGGCCAGGUUCGGGGGUCCAAAAAUCACCUUCCUAAUCGGGAAAUCAGACCCUCGAUUUCGCAAAGAGUGGCUAAAUCGCGUUUUCAGAGCUCUGCCAGGUUGCCCGCGGGUCCGCCGCCGGGGGGUCUGGAUGAUAUUGCAACCCCUACGGAUUUGACCGCUGCCUGCUCAUUGAAUCUGCCUCCACCCAAGAUUUCGCGUUCCGGGCGAGUUAUUAAGCCCAACAAACAUCUUUUGAAUUAG
Molecule: messenger RNA, 2004 nt
Organism: Histoplasma mississippiense
Lineage: Eukaryota; Fungi; Ascomycota; Eurotiomycetes; Onygenales; Ajellomycetaceae
Exons: 2
Coding region: 1-2004 (667 amino acids)
Cellular component (GO): nucleus
Molecular function (GO): DNA binding
Source: RefSeq, a predicted model, not a curated record